AUCAGAACAUCUCAAAAAUGAGUUGGAUGUCGCCUCGAUCUUAUCGCCUUCUCGGAAUCUAUGAAUUACCUGAUGGGGAAGCUUGAGGAGAAGUAUGGCGAGAUACUGACAAGCACCGACUUUUUCCAAACCCUUCUCCGCGUCCCGGUAUUCGGAGCGGCCUUCCGAAGAUAAGCAUCUGGCAUAUCGUUGCCACUCCCACCAAUUUCGAUACCUUAUCGUAGUUUUUGGCGCCUGUUCCAGCUCAUAAUUGUCUUUUCGUGUGCAUGAAUAACAUCGAUAUCCUUUCUACAGCCUACAAGGAUGUAUGGCUGAAUACUACAUAUUUCACUCUUUUCUCUCUGAUUGUGGCAUGAGUUGAGCUCUAUCAAUCCGAAUUCAGCUACUCUUCCACAUCCCAUCGACAAAACCAACUAUGGCGGACAUGAUGGAUACAAAAGUGUUCGACGAAGGAACUGCUGAUGAUGUCGCGCUCGAGAAACUUGGUUACCAGCAAGAGUUGAAGCGGACAUUCAAUCUUGUCAGCAUGAUUGGAUUUUGUUUCUCGAUCGUUUCUAGCUGGACCGCCUUGUCUGGUGUACUCAUCAUCGGAGCCGAGAGUGGCGGCCCUCCAGUCAUGAUCUGGUCAUGGGUAGGAGUCUGCAUAUUUACCAUGGCAGUAGCACUAUCAAUGGCCGAGAUGUGUUCGGCCUACCCUCUAGCAGGGGGCCAAUACUCGUGGGCUGCCAUCCUAGCACCUCGGAGCUGGUCUAGAGGACUAUCCUAUGUCUGUGGAUGGUUCAUGUUGAUCGGCAUCAUCGCUAUGGGUGCUGUAGUCAAUUUCAUCGCUUCUGGAUUCAUCCUUGCGAUUGCUGUUCUCAACAACCCCGACUAUGAGAUAACUCGCUGGCACUCGACGUUAGUAGCAUAUGCAGUGGCUAUCGCUGCUUUGUCGCUGAACGUCUUGUGCCCACAGAUGUUGCACAAGAUGACCAAUUUCUUCCUUAUCUGGAAUAUGGGAUCGUUCUUGAUCAUCUUUAUUACCAUUCUCGCAACCAACGACCACAAGCAAACUCCCAGCUUUGUGUUCUCCGAGUUUCAAAAUCUCACUGGCUUUAAUAAGCCUUACGCGGCAAUUUUGGGUCUGCUUCAGUCAGCCUUUGGUAUGUGCUGUUAUGAUGCACCUGCACACAUGACUGAGGAGAUCAACGAUGCGAGAAAGGUCGCCCCUAAAGCAAUCAUCCUAUCCGUCUCGCUAGGAGCGAUCACCGGUUUCGCUUUCCUCAUCGCUGCGUGCUUCUGCAUGGGAUCAAUCGAAGGCGUGGCUGAAAGUGCAACCGGAGACCCCAUCGUUCAGAUCUUCUACGAUUCGACGCAGUCAAUUGCCGGUACUUCUUGUUUGACCUUCCUGAUGGUUAUGAUUCAGUUCUUCUCCGCUAUAUCUCUAUUGGCUGAAGGUGGUCGCGCAGUGUAUGCAUUCGCUAGAGAUCGAGGCCUACCCUUCUCCAACACCCUUAGCAAAGUUCACCCAACAAAGCAGGUUCCCAUCUACGGUAUCCUCUUGACUUUUGUGGUGCAAAUUGCUCUCAACUCAAUCUAUUUCGGUACUGUGACCGGUUUCAACACCGUCGUUUCGAUCGCUACGGAAGGCUUCUACGUCUCGUAUGCCAUCCCUAUCCUUCUCCGUGUUAUCGCACCUCUCACGGCAUCGACCGCCGCCGCAAAGCUCGAAGGCCCAUGGAGUCUCGGCCGCUGGAGCAUGCCAAUCAACGUGAUGGCACUGGUGUACCUCCUGUUCACAUCCAUCACAUUUAAUUUCCCCACUGUCAAUCCAGUCGACUCAGAAAAUAUGAACUACACAUCGGCAGCUGUGGGUGUAGUAAUGGUUGUGGCACUGAUUACAUGGUUUACAACAGCCAAGGGUCAAUUCAGGGGGCCAGGUCUGAGUGAAGAGGUAGUCAUCAAUAGUGCACCGCACAGAGAAGUUGAGGAAGAAGCAGAGACAAUGGAACACGAGAAAGACGCUAAGCGCAGUUACUAGAUUACUCUGCUGCAGCGAGCUUCUCCAUGUGCUCGAAGUAUGUAACACUUGUAGCCGUCGGGAUAUAUAACAAGCCCAAGACUUCCAGCGAUACCAACGAGGUGCAUCUCUAAACCGCCA
Molecule: messenger RNA, 2140 nt
Organism: Aureobasidium subglaciale EXF-2481
Lineage: Eukaryota; Fungi; Ascomycota; Dothideomycetes; Dothideales; Saccotheciaceae
Exons: 5
Coding region: 416-2020 (534 amino acids)
Biological process (GO): transmembrane transport; amino acid transport
Cellular component (GO): membrane
Molecular function (GO): transmembrane transporter activity
Source: RefSeq, a predicted model, not a curated record